AUGGAUCACCGCCCGCAAGCCUGGGGUCGUCCCAGAGAUGACGUCUACGGUGCCUACGAUGCUUCCUACCUCCAGACCACCGGGCCCAAGACAGCGACACAAGCUCCCGUUGUGACCGGUACCUCCGUCAUCGCGAUCAAGUUCAAAGACGGCGUCGUCAUGGCCGCUGAUAACCUUGCCUCCUACGGUUCCCUCGCCCGUUUCACCGACGUCAAGCGCCUGCGCCCCUUCCUCUCCACCUCCAUCGUCGGUUUCGGCGGCGACGUCUCCGACAUGCAAUUCCUCGACCGCCACCUCAACGAGCUAGCCAUCGACGAAGCCUACGAACACGACCACGCCGAAACCCCAUCCCCAUCCGACGACUCAACCACCACCACCCAACCCCCGCGCGGCCAACUCAACGCCGCCAACCUGCACAAAUACCUCUCCAAGCUCAUGUACCGCCGCCGCAGCGACUUCGACCCGCUCUGGAACCAGAUCCUCGUCGCCGGGCUGGACUCGGCCUCUAAGCCCUUCCUCGCGUCUGUCGACCUGCGCGGAACUACCUUCUCCUCCCCUUCGCUGGCCACCGGGUUUGGUGCGAUGCUCGCCCAGCCCAUUAUGCGGCGUUUUGCGGCGACGGAAGAGGAUGCCGCGAAGCUCACGCGCGAGCAGGCUGUGGAUGUGGUCAAGGAGUGCAUGAAGGUGCUGUUUUACCGUGAUGCGCGCUCGCUGGAUCGGUACAGCUUGGCUGUGGUGACCAAGGAUGGGGUUGAGCUGCGCGAGGACGAGCAGCUGGAGAAGCAGAGCUGGGCGUUUGCUGAGAGGAUUCGUGGAUACGGUACGCAGACGGUGUAA
Molecule: messenger RNA, 837 nt
Organism: Dichotomopilus funicola
Lineage: Eukaryota; Fungi; Ascomycota; Sordariomycetes; Sordariales; Chaetomiaceae
Product: nucleophile aminohydrolase
Exons: 3
Coding region: 1-837 (278 amino acids)
Cellular component (GO): proteasome core complex
Source: RefSeq, a predicted model, not a curated record